Papilio xuthus (Asian swallowtail) is the source of this 2291-nucleotide messenger RNA. Its product is annotated as putative gamma-glutamyltransferase YwrD. The coding region runs from base 117 to 1703 and encodes 528 amino acids. The record is from RefSeq and is a predicted model, not a curated record. Lineage: Eukaryota; Metazoa; Arthropoda; Insecta; Lepidoptera; Papilionidae. The transcript is spliced from 2 exons.
UAGUCAUAUUACUGGAAACACUCCUAUAGGGUGGUAAAUUCCAAUUUGGAAGGCAAUAAACCUUUUUUAAAAAUCAAGCCAUCAUAAUUAGACGUACCACGAUAUAGUGAAACAAAAUGGAAGUAACUAACUCAGCUCCCCGUGGUAUGGUGGUGACCCCACACCAUCUGGCCACACAAAGCGCAGUGAAAAUAUUGAGAAGUGGUGGUACUGCUAUGGAAGCUGCCGUCGCUGCUGCGGCCACUAUCGCCGUCGUCUACCCCCACAUGAACAGCAUCGGUGGUGAUGGCUUCUGGUUGAUAGUCCCCCCACACGGUGAACCAAUCGCAAUCGAAGCAUGUGGAGCUGCUGGCAGCUUAGCAGACUUUGAUUUUUUUGAUGGAUUAAACGAAAUACCUAGGUCUGGACCCAAAUCAGCCAUAACAGUGGCAGGAACGGUCGGUGGUUGGGAGGAAGCUUUGAAAUACGUCUCCGAAUGCGGCUAUCAAAGAAUAUCUGUCUCAAAACUUCUAGAAGAUGCUAUUUAUUACGCCGAACAUGGCUUUCCCGUAUCGACAUCUCAUGAAACCAACCUAAAAGAUUUAAUCUCUAAGACAACUCCGACGAAACGAUUUCAAUACACUUAUUUGCCUAAUGGAAAAGUACCAAAAGUAGGCGAAAGGUUCUGUCAAAAAACUUUAGCGGCAACAUUGAAAGAACUUUCAUUGAACGGCCUAAAUAGUUUCUAUAAAGGUAAAUUGGCAAAAUUAAUUGCGCAAGAUAUGUCGGACAUGGGUAUGCCAAUAACGGAAUCCGAUUUGGCGAAUUACGCUCCCGUUAGGCGUUCCCCUCUGUGUUUACAACACGAACACGGUGAAAUUUUCAACCUUCCUCCACCGACACAAGGUUUAGUUUCGCUUUCGAUCCUCGCGAUCUUGGAUAGACUGCGCGUCGACGGUCGAAAUGAAGCACAAUUUAUUCACAACGUGGUCGAAGCUACAAAACAGGCAUUCGUAGUACGAGAUCGCUACAUAACGGACCCGUCUUGUAUGAAAGUGGACCCUCAAUCUCUGCUAGCUGGCCAUGCAAUUACUGAAAUGGCUCACAGAAUAAAACCAGAUCGUGCGUCGAACGAAGGUAAAGGCAAGGGCCCAGGUGAUACAAUUUGGCUAGGUGUAAUGGACGAUAGAGGCUUCUCUGUUUCGUUUAUUCAAAGCAUUUACUAUAACUUUGGAAGUGGUGUCGUUCUUCCCAGGACGGGUAUUUUAUGGCAUAACCGAGGGGUUGCUUUUAGUUUGGAGAAAAAUCACAUUUUAUCACUGAAUCCUAGGAAGAAACCAUUCCAUACGUUAAAUCCUGCUGCAGCUCGACUAAACGAUGGUAGAAUCAUGGUAUACGGUACUAGAGGAGGAGAUGGUCAGUCGCAAACUCAAGCUGCGAUCUUCCACAGAUACGUGGUACAAGGCUUUGGGUUGCAAAAGUCUAUCUCAGCACCAAGAUGGAUUUACGGAUCUACCAAUGGUGAUCGUAAUGAUAUUUUACAUUUAGAAGACAGAUUUAACACAGAAGUUGUAGACGAAUUGAAGAAAAGAGGUCAUGAAAUUUGUUUGCUUCCACCGUACAGUGAGACGGUGGGUCAAGCUGGUGCAUUAGUCCGGCACCUAAAUGGUAUGCUGGAAGGUGCUUUUGAUCCACGCAGCGAUGGUAGUGCUGCAGGAUUUUAGAUCUUUUAACCUUAAUAUUUUUAAAUAUUUGAGUUCGAAUUUGGCUAGCAUUGUUAUGCUAGAGUCAACUAGAAGCGAUCGCGAUAAUGUCAUAGUGUAAGAAAAAUGUAAGUCAUAUUUGUAAAUUGAAAUAAUUGAGAAUGAUAAGGUGCUACAUUUAGAAGUAAGAUUGAAAUCUAUUUUAUAUAUUUUGUAAUAUGUAUUUUUGUACGUCAAAUUAAUAUAUAAAAUAUAUCAAAUCUAUAUCUUUCGAAGAUGAUGAUUAUAUCAUCAUAGCUCUACGGCUCUAAGAGCAACGAACCUUUCUAUGUCAUUUAAGAUUAGCUUGGUUUAAUCAUUCCUAGGGAAAUAUUGGUAGUACAUAUACCAACAGGUAUUCGUAAUAUUUCGUUUAACGAUCAAGUCAUCCAACUUGCAUACAAGUGGACGCAAAAUCGCCGGCAACCGACCGCGCAAUCUCCGGAAUGGCCGAUAAAAUGAAUCUCAAUGUAUAGUCAGUAACGGACGCUAAACGAUGAGAUUUACCAUUACCUUGUAUUUGAAUUUUGUUUACAAGUCUGUGAAUUUCAAGUAAACUUUUCUAAAUUA